Messenger RNA from Ilex paraguariensis (yerba mate), 624 nucleotides. NCBI's taxonomy places the organism in Eukaryota, Viridiplantae, Streptophyta, Magnoliopsida, Aquifoliales, Aquifoliaceae. The record is from the annotation of a GenBank genome assembly.
AUGGUGUACAGGGAGGUAAAUGAAGGGAAGAUUUCAGGUCUUACAAUUGAAAGGACCAGCCUUUUGCUAUCUUAUCUUUUCUUCGCUGACGAUGCUUUUGUCUUUCUCAGAGCCAAUGCACAAAGGGAUUUUCUGGAAGCCAGAAGAGGUGCUACUCCGUCCUGGAUAUGGAGUAGUUUAUUAGUGGGUAGAGAGUUGUUGGAGAAGGGCCUAGGUGGCAAAUUCGGAAGUGGGAUAAAGGUUAAGUUUUGGAAUGACAAAUGGGUUCCCACUACUAAAUGUGCUGGGGAGGAUGUGAAAGUCUGGAAUCCUAAUCCAAAAGGAGUCUUCAGUCUUCACAAUGAAGUCUGGAUAUUCGGUGGCAAGCGAAUGCAAGGUGGAAAGUGUGGAACACCUAUUGUUUUCUUGCGAAUGGACAUACAGGGUCUGGCUUGGCAGGAUAAGAGAGGCCAAGUGAUUGGAGGUACUGCUUAUCAUAUAUCGGCUGUGUCUAGUAUAUACUCCGAAGCGGAUGCCUGGAAAGAAGCCUGUAUAUUGGCUCGGCAGUUUCAAAACCAAAAAGUGGUUAUCAAGGACGACUGCAAAGUUCUCAUCUAUGUGUUUGGGGAAGAUGUCUUUCCAUAG